UUGCUGUGCUGUUGCUAACAGAUGGAAGGGGCAUCAUUAGAAAGCACAAGUAUUGGGGGGAAAAAGUAGUUUAAGAGCAUGAAUUUUGCUGAGGUAUAGUUUGGCUCUAAAGAACAGCAGGAGGGAGAAGGAGAAAAACCCUACUGCAAAGGCAUUUCUGAGGGGCAUCCAAGCAUGAUCUGAGCAGAGACUGGCAACAGGAAACUAGGCAUCCUGAAGCAAACCAGGGAGCCCAGCUGUGGCAAAUCCCCCAGCCUGGAUGAUGAAUACAUCCCUGCAUUGCGGUGACAGCAAAGUGUGACUUAGUGUUUGCUGGGAAUAUUUAGUGUAGCAGCUGCCCCGGGGAGCUCAGAGGCACAGCCGUGUGCAGCCUCUCUUUCACAACGUGGCACAGGGAGGAGGUAUUCCUGCUGCAGGGUGCCCCAGUGCCGAAUGCACGUGUACUCAGCUGUGCAGCUGGCUCAAGUGUGGCAGCUGGGCCAUCAAAGGAAGUUUGUUCAAGCUGAUUUUGGAGAAACAGAUAGUUUUGACUUGACAACCUCUUCUUCUGCAGACCUCAGCCAUGCCCUUAGAUCCAGGUGGAAGAGCCACCCUUGGCAUUGUGCCUCAUGCGUGUGACUCAGAUGGAUUCUGCUUGUCUGAAGAUUCCUCUAUAUAAGGGACUGCAUAAAAAUGACUUGGAGUGAACCGGUUCGGACCCCACUACCAAGAAGCCCAGGGCACUGAAGGACCAACGGGGUGCUGCUGGAUCCAUGGCGGAUCCAUUUGAAAUCUUAAACCUCGAUAUGAAGCCUGGGAACACCCUGAAGAUCAAGGGCAAAAUAUCUGCUGAUACUUCUGGCUUCAGCAUCAAUCUUGGCUCCAGCUUGCAAGAUUUGGCACUUCAUUUCAAUCCCCGCUUCAAUGAGUCUGUCAUUGUCUGUAACUCCAAGUGCUCCAAUGUGUGGCAGAAAGAGCAUCGUGACAAACACUUCUCUUUCUUCAGGGGCUGCACUGUCAAGUUCCUCAUUGAAAUGCUGACAGACAAAUUCCGUGUGAAACUACCAGAUGGGCAUGAAGUGUGUUUCUCCAACCGGCACAGCUACCGCAAGAUCAACUACGUGAACAUCAUGGGAGGCUUCAAGAUCACCUCCUUCAAGCUGAGCUGAUGGAUGCCACUUCCCAGCUCUAAUAAAAGACUAAG
Messenger RNA from Pipra filicauda (Wire-tailed manakin), 1183 nucleotides. RefSeq names its product galectin 2 (gene LGALS2). The record is from RefSeq and is a predicted model, not a curated record. NCBI's taxonomy places the organism in Eukaryota, Metazoa, Chordata, Aves, Passeriformes, Pipridae. Gene Ontology annotation, molecular function: carbohydrate binding. The transcript has 7 exons. The coding region runs from base 753 to 1148 and encodes 131 amino acids.